AUGGCCUAUACUUUCUUUUCUCUCAUGCUCUUGCUUUCAACCCUUUUCUCUUCUACCCUUGCACUAGAAAUCCAUCCACAGCUAUGUCUAAAAUGCAAGCCACAUCCCAAACCACACUCCCCACCCAAGGGACCCACAUCCCCACCCAGUCAACCGCCAGCUCCUGCUUCACCACCCAAACAACCGCCAGCUCCUGCUUCACCACCCAAACAACCGCCGGCUCCCGCUUCGCCACCCAAUCAACCGACGGCUCCUGCUUCGCCACCCAACCAACCAACGGCCGAUGAAUCGUUAGUUCCCACUUCGCAACUGACCGGACCAAGCUCAGCGGACCCACCAUCAUGGGCUCCAGAUUCAAUGGGACCCACUUCGUCACCGACUCCAUCUUCUCCACCCAUUCCUCCACCAACUCCGUCUAAAAUUCCACCUAAGGCUAAGCCACCGAAAGGCCAUCACUUGAAGUUUCCGUGCCCUCCACCGCCGCCCAGAAAGAUGAAAGGGUAGAUCUGAGCCGUUGAGAUGAACUGUAGCGUAGUUAUCUUAAGUCCUUGAGUAGUACAAGUAUCUGUUUCUAUGUAGGAUGUGCACAUGCACGGUAGCGUCUUUGACGUAUCUAUGCAUGUAUAUGCACAUGUAGUUAUGAUAUUAUGUAGGUACGUGUAUGCAUAAGCGAACCUACGCUGUACGUAGUGUGGGUCCCUCAAAGCCGGCCUACUUACAUCUUAGUGAUAUGGACGGCUUCUAUCUCCUUUUUCA
This is a messenger RNA of Magnolia sinica, 756 nucleotides long. Its product is annotated as vegetative cell wall protein gp1-like. The record is from RefSeq and is a predicted model, not a curated record. Lineage: Eukaryota; Viridiplantae; Streptophyta; Magnoliopsida; Magnoliales; Magnoliaceae. The transcript has 2 exons. The coding region runs from base 1 to 504 and encodes 167 amino acids.